AUGGGAAAGACUCAAAAGAAGAAUAGCAAGGGUCGUUUAGAUCGUUACUACUACUUGGCCAAGGAAAAAGGGUACAGAGCACGUUCCUCGUUCAAAAUCAUCCAGAUAAAUGAGAAAUUUGGCCAUUUUUUGGAAAAGUCCAAAGUUGUCAUUGAUUUGUGUGCAGCUCCUGGGUCAUGGUGUCAAGUGGCAUCACAACUAUGUCCCAUCAACUCCUUGAUUAUUGGUGUUGAUAUUGUGCCGAUCAAGCCUUUACCAAACUGUAUCACUUUCCAAAGUGACAUUACAACCGAAGACUGUCGAAGUAAACUUCGAGGACACAUGAAAACAUGGAAAGCCGAUACUGUAUUACAUGAUGGUGCUCCAAAUGUUGGUUUGGGAUGGGUGCAGGAUGCAUUUACACAAUCGCAGUUGACUUUGCAAGCUUUAAAAUUGGCAGUAGAGAACCUUACUGCAGGAGGAACAUUUGUUACCAAAGUUUUCCGUUCAAGAGAUUACAAUAAUUUGAUGUGGGUUUUCCAGCAACUUUUUGAAAAAGUUGAAGCAACAAAGCCACCAAGUUCGAGAAAUGUUUCCGCUGAAAUUUUUGUUGUUUGUAAAGGGUUUAAAGCACCAAAGAAGUUGGACCCUAGAUUACUCGACCCUCGUGAAGUGUUUGAAGAGCUUAAUAACGACAAAAAGAAUGCCAAUAACGAGGAAAAGAUUUUUAAUCCUGAGAAAAAGAGGAGACAAAGACAAGGUUAUGAGGAAGGCGAUUACACCUUGUUCCACACUAUGCCAAUCAUGCAAUUUAUCAAGGAAGAAGAUCCAAUCAAUCAGUUGGGAGAUUUGAACAAGUUUGAGAUUGAUGAAGAUGAUCAUGAGUGGAAGAUUGUCAAGAAGCUUAAAACAUACACCGAAGAGCUAAAAGAAUGUUUCAAGGAUCUCAAGGUGCUUGGCCGUAAGGAGUUCAAGAUGAUUUUGAGAUUUAGAAAACAGGCUAGAGAUCUACUCGGAAUAGAUAAAGUCGAAGAAGCUCCCGAAAUUGAAGUUGAGGAAUUGACAGAAGAGCAGAAAAUCGAUAAGGAGCUUAAUGAGAUGAUGGAGAGACAGAAACAAAAGGCCAAGAGGGCCAAGAAGACUGCUAACGAGAUUAAGCAGAAAGAAAUUGUGCGGAACCAGAUGCAAAUGGUGACAGAUAUGAAUAUUGGUAUUGAUGCUGCUCAAAUUGGCGCUGAGUCGCUUUUCAACUUGAAGACAGCUGAAAAGUCUGGCCAGUUGAGUAAAUUGGCAGCAGGUAAAAAGGCAAUGGUUUUCAACGAUGAAGAUAUUGCCAAGGAUACUGAGAUUCAUAUUGACGAAGAUGCAGAGGCAGAAGACGGUGAUAGCGCUGAUGAGGUUGAUGAGCUUGAAGGGCAGUUGGAUGGAAUGUAUCAGCAGUAUCAAGAGAGGCGAGCAGAGAGAGAUGCAAAUUACAGAGCCAAGAUGUCUCGUGGAGAAGAUGCUGAAGCAUGGGAUGGAAUUGCCGAAGACGAUGAUGAUGAACAAGAUCGAUCUGAUUAUGAUAUGGAUAGUGACGAGGAGUCUGAUUCAGAUGACGAUGAGCAUAUAAAGUUGAUUGCUCUGGGCAAGAAAAGCGAAAAUGGAUUGACAAGAUCAGCUCGAUCGUUUUUUGCCUCUGACUCCAUUUUCAAUGAGUUAAACGAUGAUGAUUUGAUUGCGGAAUCAGCUCCAAAGGAACUGAAGAUGGCUGGAGUGAAGACUACAGCUGGACAGAAUGAAUCACUGCCAGCACAGCCACAGCAAGAACCUACACCCGAGUCAGAGUCAGAGUCAGAGUUGGACUCAGACUCAGACUCAGAUUUCGAAGUUGUUCCAGCCGAUAAUGAUUUGGUAGAUGGAGCAGAAGAAGAGGACUUUUCUAGUGAUGACGAGACACCACAAUCGCACCAAAGCCGUGUGGAUCUCGAUACGGCAGAGGCAAUGACUCUUGCACACCAAAUUGCAUUGGGUCAAAAGAACAAGAAAGAUCUCAUUGAAGAAGGUAUAAACAGAUACUCUUUCCGAGAUAAAGAUGGACUUCCCGAAUGGUUCCUUGACGAUGAGAAGAAGCAUUCGAAAUUGGUUAAGCCGAUUACCAAGGAGGCAGCUUUAGCCAUCAAGGAGAAACAGAAACAACUUAAUGCACGUCCAAUCAAGAAGGUGCUUGAGGCCAAGGGACGUAAGAAGAUGAGGGCAUUGCGUCGUUUGGAGAAGAUGAAGAAGAAGUCCGAUUUGAUCAAUGAAGAUAGUUCUAAAUCUGAAUACGACAAGGCCGCAGAGAUUUCCAAAUUGAUGCAAAAAGCCAAGAAUAGUGGUAAGGAUAAGCAGAGAAAGAAGUUGACUGUGGUGGUGGCAAGAGGUUCGAAUAGAGGAUUGAGCGGUAGGCCCAAGGGUAUCAAAGGUAAGUAUAAGAUGGUUGAUGGUGUGAUGAAGAAUGAACAAAGAGCCUUGAGAAGAAUUGCCAAAAAGCACAAGAAGUAG
This is a messenger RNA of Lodderomyces elongisporus, 2502 nucleotides long. It is a transcript of the gene SPB1, whose product is annotated as 27S pre-rRNA (guanosine2922-2'-O)-methyltransferase. Gene Ontology annotation, biological process: rRNA methylation; maturation of 5.8S rRNA from tricistronic rRNA transcript (SSU-rRNA, 5.8S rRNA, LSU-rRNA); maturation of LSU-rRNA from tricistronic rRNA transcript (SSU-rRNA, 5.8S rRNA, LSU-rRNA). The coding region runs from base 1 to 2502 and encodes 833 amino acids. The record is from RefSeq and is a predicted model, not a curated record. The transcript has a single exon. Gene Ontology annotation, molecular function: rRNA (guanine) methyltransferase activity; rRNA (uridine-2'-O-ribose)-methyltransferase activity. Lineage: Eukaryota; Fungi; Ascomycota; Pichiomycetes; Serinales; Debaryomycetaceae. Gene Ontology annotation, cellular component: preribosome, large subunit precursor; nucleolus; nucleus.